Messenger RNA from Xenopus tropicalis (tropical clawed frog), 1153 nucleotides. RefSeq lists its product as uncharacterized. Lineage: Eukaryota; Metazoa; Chordata; Amphibia; Anura; Pipidae. The transcript is spliced from 2 exons. The record is from RefSeq and is a predicted model, not a curated record. The coding region runs from base 82 to 1113 and encodes 343 amino acids.
GUUAGUGCCACCUAUAUCAGAUUGCAAACUGUAUGUUCAGAGAAGUGAUAUUUCCUACUGAAUAGAAUUCUGGAUAUAAAGAUGUUCCUCAGAUCUAUUGCUGACUUGCUGCUGGCUGCUGUUCUGCUGAACCUGCCUUUGGCUUUAUCCAAACAAGUUUAUACAACAAGCUAUGGUGGGACUUGCAUAGGCCCCUGUGCACGAGAAAACACAGAAUACUAUUGGUGCAAACAGAAAGAUGGCAAUACUGGAUGGUGGGAUCACUGCUCCCCUGAGGAGGGUUAUGAUUCCUACUAUAGGCAGUGUUUAUCAGCUUGUCAGAAGGUUAUGGGUUCCGACUAUGAGCAGUGUUUUACAGAUAAUGGUUGGAGUAAAUGUGGACGUGUAGUUGAAGAGUUUGAGCGUUACUAUACCUCAGAUAAUGCACUUUGUGCAAGUGAGUGUAGACUCCAUGAAGAUUACUUUACAUGUACAGACACAGAUGGAAAUUUAGGGAAAUGUUCACCAUUAAAUGAUCUAACUGCAAAAGGAGUGCCGUGCCGAAUUGAUAACCCAUGUGAUUCCCGCGGUUAUAAUUACACCUGGUGCUACACAGAUACCAAUAAUAAUUGGGAUUACUGUGGGAAAGUCAUUGACGACUGUGAUCCAACACGGUAUAAACUUGCUAAUGGGGAUGAAGAGAUCUGUAGAGUAAGAGAUACAGGAAAUAGACGUGAGUUGGUACUAACAUCUGUCCGACUGCCUGAUACUGAUUUACGCCAACCAACACGAGCACAAUAUACAGAAGCCUCCCAUCUCAUCAACAGAGUUAACGCUGAGUUUUGUUUUCCCAAUAAUGCCCGUAUUGUUGCCUCUUCUGAUAAUAUUAGACUGGAUGUGCAAGGAACACAUGAGCAUGAUGGAGUUAGGUAUCUGAAUGUACAACUUCAACUAAAUGAGGGAAGGGGGGGAACCUUAACAACACAUUCCACAACCAUCGCUCAAAUCCUUUUCCCACAGGAUCUAGACACUGCUGUCUUUGCCAGAUACAUAAGAAGAGCCCUGCACACCAGCAUGCGUGGCGCUUACCAUAAAUCUCCUGUAAAGAUUAUCAUAGCCAUGAACCGUAUAUAGCAUGGCCAUAUCAUGUAAUCUUUUGCUUAACUAUAUACAC